AUGGCUACUCCGGACCGCCCCAACGAACCCCCGACCACCCUCGGACAGAGAAUCUGCACCUCAAUUUGCCUCUUUAUUCUAUUAACAGUCGUUUUUGGAUUGAUUGGUUGGCUAAUCUAUACGGGGAACAUAAAGCCUUCAUCCAUACAUUUCGAGGUCGAAUCCGCCACCGUCUCACAACUCAUCACAGAAGGCAGCUCCUUGAGCGCCACGUGGGACAUUACUCUCCUCGUCGGUAACCCUAACCGCAAAUACAAAAUGUGCUUCGACCACGUCCAGGCAGGGGUUCGCUACCACUACGUCGGUGACAUCGUAAUCGAGCUAGGGAGUACGCCUACAUUGCCAAUUCACUUUGCUUUGAAACGGAUGAACCAAACACACGUACCUCUUGGUUUAAAGAUAGGAGUGGAGAGGCUGUGGAUCGGCGAUGCCGUGGCACAACAAAUCUCCAACGACAGGUCUCGCGGGUCGGUGACGUUUGCUGUUACAGUGGACGCUGUUGUGAGGUUUAAGGCUGUGCUAGCGCCUGUAGAUGAGUAUCGGCUUAGGUUUACCUGCGAUCAGGUAGCUUUUGCGUUUUCCGGGAAUAAUGGUACCGGCAUAAUGACGAGUCAGCUUUCGUGCUCAGUGUUGAACACAGAAUCUAACACAGAAUCUGAAUCUUGGGGUUUUAUUUUCUGA
Messenger RNA from Fragaria vesca subsp. vesca, 681 nucleotides. RefSeq lists its product as uncharacterized. The transcript has a single exon. Bases 1 to 681 code for a protein of 226 amino acids. The record is from RefSeq and is a predicted model, not a curated record. Lineage: Eukaryota; Viridiplantae; Streptophyta; Magnoliopsida; Rosales; Rosaceae. Gene Ontology annotation, cellular component: plasma membrane.